GGGAUUUUCUUUAUAUUUAUUUUUCACUCCGCCCGGGAACGGUGAAGUGCUUCCUCUGCAUGAUUUUAGCUGAAGGAUGCUCUGCAUUUCCUUGAUUUCUAUGGAGACCUCAGAGCUGGGUUUGCCCCUGCUGACACCUCAUCUUGUAACUUCUCUACCUCCCAAGGUCUUUGCCCCUGUCGAUAGCUUGGCAUUGGCCCUGGGUCCAGGAAGCCUGUGAUGAACUUGAGGGGAGCACCUGGAGAAUCACCCUGAUAGGCUUUGAGCAGCCAUGGCUAGACGUACUUCGAGCCACGCGUUAACAUGGGUCAAGCCGUCACUAGAAGGCAAGUGCUAAGACUAAAGGCUUAUUUGCAUUUUAUUUAAAUCUGAUGGACUGAGCUUUGGACAAUUUCCAUGGCAGAAAAAUAUAUUCCAUUUUCUAGGCACAACUGCGGGCUGUCAGAUACUUGUCGCCUUUGAGUCCUGCGGCAUCACCACCAACCACAUCCUAGACGUAUUUCCAAAUUCGAACAGCCACCCGAAAACAGGUGUUUGGGAGACCCCAGCAUUUUUUGACUUGGGCUUGAGAGUGCUAGGUUGUUUAUCUAGACCAGCCAAGCUCUGGAGAGCAAUGUUGAAUCCCUGGGAACAGAGAGCAUGGGGCGUACUGAUUUAAAAACAGAAAAUGCAAAGUUGGACUGAAAAUAUCCUUAGUCUUCCAAGCAAUCUGCUUAAGGGUUCCAAACUUACCUUAAUUUGGUGAGAAAAGAAGUUGCCCUAUUUUUCUUUCUUCUUCUUCUACAACUGGAACCAGCCAUUUCCAAAAACCACCACCAUGGAGGUUGCAAUGGUGAGUGCAGAGAGCUCAGGGUGUAACAGUCACAUGCCUUAUGGUUACGCAGCCCAGGCCCGGGCCCGGGAGCGGGAGAGGCUCGCUCACUCGAGGGCCGCCGCGGCUGCCGCUGUGGCAGCUGCCACAGCUGCUGUGGAAGGCAGCGGGGGUUCCGGAGGUGGCUCUCACCACCACCACCAGUCGCAUGGGGCCUGCACCUCCCAUGACCCUCAGGGUGGCCGGGGGAGUCGGAGGAGGAGGCGCCAGCGGCCUGAGAAGAAGAAAGCCCACCACCGUCAGAGCAGCUUUCCUCAUUGCUCUGACCUGAUGCCCAGUGGCUCUGAGGAGAAGAUCCUGAGGGAGCUGAGCGAGGAAGAGGAAGAGGAAGAAGAGGAGGAGGAGGAGGAAGAGGAGGGAAGGUUUUAUUAUAGUGAAGAUGACCAUGGUGACGAAUGUUCCUACACGGACCUGCUGCCUCAGGAUGACGGGGGCGGUGGUGGCUAUAGUUCAGUCCGCUACAGCGACUGCUGUGAACGUGUAGUGAUAAAUGUAUCAGGCCUGCGCUUUGAAACCCAGAUGAAGACUCUGGCCCAGUUUCCAGAGACUUUGUUGGGAGACCCUGAGAAGAGGACUCAGUACUUUGACCCUUUGCGUAAUGAGUAUUUUUUUGACAGGAACAGGCCUAGCUUUGAUGCCAUCUUAUAUUACUACCAAUCAGGAGGCCGCCUCAAGAGGCCAGUCAAUGUCCCCUUUGAUAUCUUCACGGAGGAGGUGAAGUUCUACCAGUUGGGAGAAGAGGCCCUGCUCAAGUUUCGGGAGGAUGAGGGCUUUGUGAGAGAGGAGGAGGACAGGGCCUUGCCAGAGAAUGAAUUCAAAAAGCAAAUUUGGCUUCUCUUUGAGUAUCCGGAGAGCUCCAGUCCAGCAAGGGGCAUAGCCAUCGUCUCCGUCCUGGUCAUCUUAAUCUCCAUUGUCAUUUUCUGCCUGGAAACUUUACCUGAGUUUAGGGACGACAGGGAUCUCAUCAUGGCACUGAGUGCAGGCGGACACAGUGGGUUGUUGAAUGACACUUCAGCACCCCACCUAGAGAACUCAGGGCACACCAUAUUCAACGACCCCUUCUUCAUCGUGGAGACAGUCUGUAUUGUUUGGUUUUCCUUCGAGUUUGUGGUUCGCUGCUUUGCUUGUCCCAGCCAAGCGCUCUUCUUCAAAAACAUCAUGAACAUCAUUGACAUUGUCUCCAUUUUGCCUUACUUCAUCACACUGGGCACCGAUCUGGCCCAGCAACAGGGGGGUGGCAACGGGCAGCAGCAGCAGGCCAUGUCCUUUGCCAUUCUCAGGAUCAUUCGUCUGGUCCGAGUAUUCCGAAUCUUCAAACUCUCCAGGCACUCCAAGGGCCUGCAGAUCCUGGGUCACACCCUCAGAGCCAGCAUGCGGGAACUGGGCCUUCUGAUCUUCUUCCUCUUCAUUGGGGUCAUCCUGUUUUCCAGCGCUGUGUAUUUUGCGGAGGCGGAUGAACCUACUACCCAUUUCCAAAGCAUCCCAGAUGCAUUUUGGUGGGCUGUGGUGACCAUGACAACUGUGGGCUAUGGGGACAUGAAGCCCAUCACUGUGGGGGGCAAGAUCGUGGGGUCCCUGUGUGCCAUUGCAGGUGUGUUAACCAUUGCUUUGCCAGUGCCAGUGAUUGUCUCUAACUUUAACUAUUUCUACCACAGAGAGACUGAAAAUGAGGAACAGACACAGCUGACACAGAAUGCAGUCAGUUGCCCAUACCUCCCUUCUAAUUUGCUGAAGAAAUUUCGGAGCUCUACUUCUUCUUCCCUGGGGGACAAGUCAGAGUAUCUAGAGAUGGAAGAAGGAGUUAAGGAAUCUCUCUGUGCAAAGGAGGGGAAGUGUCAGGGAAAGGGGGAUGACAGUGAGACAGAUAAAAACAACUGUUCUAAUGCAAAGGCUGUGGAGACCGAUGUGUGAAUCUUGUUCUCCACCCGCCACUACCCCCCCCUCCCCAAUCCCAGUAUCUCCAAAUAUAUUUAUGCAUAGAGAGUGCAGUUACGAAAAUGAAAUAUGCAAACGAACCUAAUGCAUAUAGUAGUACACCAUUUAAUGGUUAUACGUGGCAUAAUUGUUACCUUGUAUUACAUAUCAAAUAAAUGAUACAUCUUGGAGAAGAGGGAGGCUAAAAUAGGAGCAGAUCUAUCUUUAUAUUUUUUAUUAGAAUGCAAGAAUUUUGCACAUUAACUGGAAAAGAUGUUAAAAGUAAAGAUGGUUCCACGGAGAGAAUGUGUGUGUGUAUUUGUGUGUGUGUGUGUGUGUGUGUGUGUGUAAGUAAAUUGUCAGCAUUGUUAGUAAUUGUGCAAUGAUGGGAAAAGUUGGCAUUUUGAAGUAUUUACUAUGUAAGAACUAAUGAAUUCAAACCGUCAUUUAUUAGUGCUUUGAUAGCAUCUCAUGUCUUCGGAUUUCAUGGUUGUUUUUUUAAAAAAUUGUAAGAAUUACUGUGUAGAAAAAAAAAAGAAAGUGAAUUAUUUAAUAGAAUAUAGGUCACAGUUUUAUCUUGGAUUUAAUUAAAGUUUAUUUUUAACUAGAAAUUAACUUUUAAAAAGGCUGCGGGGGCCUUUAGAAAUUGAUUAUAUUUUAUUAUUAAUUUUGGGAAGAUAUGACAGCAAAUGUCUAACAAUAUGGAAGAAGUGAAAUUGGAGAAAAUGUAACAAGUUUUGUUCACAGAUAACAGGACUGGAAUUUUUUUUUUUUUUUUCCUUUGCACUACUUUAUAUGCUGGAGAUUGAGAGAGACUUCCUACUGUGAAUGUUUACUAAUGUAACAGUUCAAUGACAAUCAUUGGAAGAAUGAUUUCUUAGUCUUAUUUUAUAGUUGUUUUCUUUGUGUGAGACUAAUGGCCACGCAGAUAACAGCACAUGAUUCCCUGUUUUUAAAAUCUAAAUAACUGAUUUGCAAAGGGAAUAUGAAGUAAAAUUUAGCAACUGAAUCUGUUGAAAUUGGACUGUUACAAUGAUGCUUCUGAAACCAUCCUAUUUUAAUUAUUCUUCUGCCUUUUAAAUCCAGAAUAAUUUAACCAAAGUUAAUGCAUGCACUGAAAGAAUUCUUGAAGAAAUAAGAUGCCAGCAGCUACAGUGAUUAUGGCUUAAGAGCUUUCUAUUAAAUGUGCAACAUAAAUGCUAGAUUUAUUAAGUUUAUUUCUUUGUGCAGCUACCUAAAGGCAUAGUGUGGGGAGUCACUUCAGAACUUAGCACUCUGUUUGCUAAAACUGGUAUAAGGAAUAAUUGUGUCAGAACAUUUGGUUUCGAUAUCACCAUCAUUUUCAUUUUUGUUAACGGAUCUUAUGACACACAUAACUGUGUUUAAUUCAUGACAAGGUGUUCUAGAAUGUGAGGUAACAGCUAGCAAUUAAAUUAGACCUGCACUGUUAAGUCAUAAUGAGAUAUAAAUGAGCAAAUUUAACAUAAGAGGCCUUAUUCUCCAGUGUUUCUUCAACAUUUAUUUUUUAUAAAAUGGUUAUCCUGAAGUUUGGGAAAAGUAUACUAUGUAGCACAUAAUGAACUCUGACAACUGUGAAUAUUAAAAAAAAAAAAAAAAGAUCUAGAAUAGCUUUUCUCAAGCUUUUAAGUCCCUGGUCAUCAUUUGAUAAUAACAUAAAUCUUCUUCAAUGAUAUUUGAAAUUCCAAGUAAAUCUAAUGUUAGGUUUAAAAGCAAAGUUACACCCUUUUCCCCACCCCUUCCCCACCACUUAAAGGAAGACACCUCUCAAGAAUACCAUUUGGAGAAUGGAAAGCAGCAAGCCGGGGAGUUGAUUGAAUGCUCUGACCAAAGAUCUCUAGUGGACAAUAGAACGUGACAAAACAAGGAGAUGCAGUCUUGUAAUAAGACUUCAAAGAUGGCAUUUUAAUGUAUUUUGGAUAUGGAGCAAAAAUGUGAUAAGCAUUAGACUAGGAGGUAGGCUCUUUGGGUUGGGUCACUAUUCAUUUGAAAAAGUCACUAUAAAUCUCUGCACCCCAAUUUUCUCACUAGUGAAGCUUUUGUUACAUC
Molecule: messenger RNA, 4852 nt
Organism: Lutra lutra (Eurasian river otter)
Lineage: Eukaryota; Metazoa; Chordata; Mammalia; Carnivora; Mustelidae
Gene: KCNA4
Product: potassium voltage-gated channel subfamily A member 4
Exons: 2
Coding region: 818-2782 (654 amino acids)
Biological process (GO): protein homooligomerization; potassium ion transmembrane transport
Cellular component (GO): voltage-gated potassium channel complex; membrane
Molecular function (GO): potassium ion binding; delayed rectifier potassium channel activity; protein binding
Source: RefSeq, a predicted model, not a curated record